Molecule: messenger RNA, 14636 nt
Organism: Manis pentadactyla (Chinese pangolin)
Lineage: Eukaryota; Metazoa; Chordata; Mammalia; Pholidota; Manidae
Gene: TRMT2B
Product: tRNA methyltransferase 2 homolog B
Exons: 20
Coding region: 962-2449 (495 amino acids)
Biological process (GO): RNA processing
Molecular function (GO): tRNA (uracil(54)-C5)-methyltransferase activity, S-adenosyl methionine-dependent
Source: RefSeq, a predicted model, not a curated record
AAACCGCAAGCACCCCUGAGAUGGGUAGCACCAACAAUACAGUAGUUCGAAUUCCUUUGUGAUUUUUGAGGUUUAUCCAGAUCCACCAGCGGGCCAGUGCACUGUGCACGCAGAGGGAGGGGUCGUGGAGAGGGAAAGGGAGGGGAGAGGAAGGGAGGCGACGGGAGAGGAGUUUGGGGAAGGAAGGUUCCUGGCAAUAGGGCAUUGAGUGCUUCUGAGGAAGGUUCCUAAGGCAAAGUAGGGAGAGGGGUACCCCUAGACGAGCUUCCCAGGCCGGCCGGCCUUGCCGGGGAGGAGCCCUGCGUCCAGUCGCGUCAUCCCCGGGCUGGCUGCGUGUGCGUCGCGUAUCGAGACUUCUUGCGCACCAGGAAGUGACUCCCCGCAGCAGCGAUCCAGGCCAUUCUCUGGUCCUUUCGUUUGCGCCACAGUUUUGCAGGUUGGACAUGUUCAGGCACAAAGAAGUCAAUGUCAUGCUUCGAAUCAGAGGCUAAGGAAGGGAAGUAACACACGUUGACCACCUGCUGUGUUAGUCACAGUCCUGAACACUUCAUAUAUAUGAGCUCGUUUAUUUCUUAACACAACCCUGAAAGAUGAAAGAAAGGAAGGUCAGAGGGAAUGAUUAACUUUCCAGAUGUCAUCUAGCUAACUUACUGGAGGUGUCUGUGCCUACCUGAAAGGUAUCUUCCUUGGCCUCCAAGCUCUGCACUGUCCUGGUUCUCCUGGGUCACCAGCGUCCAUUCUUGCUCUCCAAAAACUGCCUUUCUCCUAGGUCAAGUACCGUGUAAGCCAGACCAGCCUAGCCACUGUCUUCCAAACAUCUAAUUCACCUCCCUGCCAUCCUUUAAGAUCCAGUGCAGAGCCUACCUCUUCUGGGAAGCCUUUCCUGAGCAUUCAUCAGGAACCAAGAAUAAGGUGAAUUUCAGUGUUUCUGUGAUUGGCAGAUAUUAGGAGAAGAGUCCUAAUGCACAGCUUGAGAUGCUUCCUCUCCGAGGUGGGUCUCAUCUCCAAACCAGGACUGCUCCCCUGGAGUGCCAGAAAACCUACAGGUCAGUCACAGCUCUUUUUGGACUCAUCAUAUAAGGGAAACUUCAUCCACAUGCUAUCCAAGACGUGUCAAAGAGGACAGAAGAGUCCGAAGAAACCAUGCCAUAUUGCAUCACUAGAUGGUUCCUGGCAGGAAAGGUUGGCUGAUGUUGUGACGCCACUCUGGAGACUGAGCUAUGAAGAACAGCUCAAGGUGAAAUUUGAAGCUCAGAAGAAAAUUUUACAGAAACUAGAGUCUUACCUCCACAUGCUCUAUGGGGUCAAUGCAACAACAGCUACCUCCAGCUCUGAGGGGCUCUGUUGUCUCCUCCAUCCUAUUAUACCCUCUCCUGUUAUCCAUGGCUACCGAAAUAAGUCCACCUUCUCAGUGAACCGAGGUCCAGAUGGCAACCCAAAGACUGUGGGGCACUACCUGGGAGCUUGGAGAGACAAGAACAUUGUCUGUGUACGCUCUAAACAUCUGAAAAACAUCCCUGAGAAACACAAUCAAGUGGCCCAGUACUAUGAAGUAUUGCUUCGACAGUCCCCACUGGAGCCCUGCCUUUUGUUUCAUGAAGGUGGAUAUUGGCGUGAGCUCACAGUCCGUACCAAUAACCAAGGGCACACGAUGGCCAUCAUCACUUUCCAUCCCCAGGAAUUAAGGCAGGAGGAACUCUGUGUUCAGAAAGAGACAAUAAAGGCAUUUUUCAGCAAGGGACCAGGAGCAGUUUGUGACUUGACAUCACUUUACUUCCAGGAGAGCACCAUGACCCGCUGCAGCCAUCAGCAAUCCCCCUACCAGCUCCUAUUUGGGGAACCGCACAUCUUUGAAGAUCUCUUGGACUUGAAGAUCCGCAUCUCUCCAGAUGCCUUUUUCCAGAUUAAUACGGCUGGUGCAGAAAUGCUGUAUCAAACCGUGAGAGAGCUGAGUGGAGUGAACUCUAACACCAUCCUGCUUGAUAUCUGUUGUGGAACUGGCGUGAUCGGCCUCUCUCUGGCUCAGCAUUCCUCCCAGGUCCUUGGGAUUGAGUUGGUGGAGCAGGCGGUAGAGGACGCCAGGUGGACUGCAGCCUUCAAUGGCAUCACCAACUGUGAGUUCCACACUGGUCGAGCAGAGAAGAUUUUGCCACAGCUACUUAAAUCAAAAGAAGAUGGGCAGUUAAUUGUUGCUGUGCUGAACCCAGCCCGGGCGGGACUGCAUUACCAGGUGGUGCAAGCCGUUCGAAACUGCAGGGCCAUCCACACACUAGUGUUUGUUUCCUGUAAGCCCCACGGUGAAGCCACAAGGAACAUCAUUGAGCUGUGCUGCCCUUUAAACCCUGCUAAGAAGCUCCUCGGCGAACCUUUUGUGCUGAGACGAGCUGUGCCUGUGGAUCUGUUCCCACACACACCACACUGCGAGCUGGUGCUCCUCUUCACACGAUAAGCGGCCUCCUCCAAGACUGCAGGCUCUUUGUUAAGGCUGAAGUUUCAGUAAUUUCCAGAUAUGGAGUUUCACCUUGGCAGUGAUUCCCAGUCUUGGCUACACAUUGGACUCAUCUGGAAGCUGAAAAAUCCUGGUUCCUGGGGCAUGGUCCCUAUUCCCUGAUACUCUGAUUCAGUUGUUCAGGGGUGUGGCCCAAGCGCCUGAAUUUUUAAAAGAUCCCCCAAAGGUGAUUCGAAUGUGCAGCCAGGGUUAUUAUGAUCCUCCAGUUAGGACUGUGGUUCCCAAGCUUGUCUGCACAAUAAAAUCCCCUGGGGAUCUUUCAAAACUCCAAAACCCAGACCACACCCAGACCAAUUAAAUCAUCACACUUUCUCGGGGUGGGACACAGGCGUUGGUAAUUUUGAAGUUUCCCCAGUGAUUCCAAUGUGCAGCCAGGGUUAAGAACCACAGAGUUAGGGUAUUUGAUUGUUUUGGGGUUGGGAGGGUGAAGAGAAUGAUUGAGAGUUAAGUCUUCCAACCCUUCACCAUCAAAAUGACAUUGCCGGUUUACAAUUCACAGGGUCAUCAUUGUCAUUUUUCUAAGAAAUGUACUUCAAAAUGGCAUGUCCAUAAAGUGCAGUCAUGAACCAACUGAAGCCCCCUUACAGCUCACCAAUUAAUGCAAAUGGAAUGGAAGAAUUGAUAUGGAAUAUAAUUAUUCAGUUCCAGACUUAAAAAUUUUUUCAUCGGCUGAGUUUAUUUCAUCAUUAUAUGUAUUUCCACAUUUUAUUUCCCAUUGUUUCUCCUCAAAGGAGAGAGACUAAGUGGGGUGGCAAUGCUGACAUCGAGCCCAGAGCCACACAAUGGAGUAACAUGUCUCUAUCCUCAAGUCCAUUCCCAACUGUUAGGAAUCCUCAGGGUACAUGGAGGGGAGAGGUCUUUGCCCUGAGGACCUGAAAAAGGAAUUUAAAUGUUUAGAGGUUUUGGCAUUCACUGCUUACAUUCACUGAUCGCCUUUACUUAAAACCAAUCGAAUGCAUACCUGAGAAGAAGAGAGGGCUAUGUUAUACUUAGCUGUUUAGUCGUCUCUCUCCUCCAGCUAGACUGUAAGGUUUGAAGGAAUAGGGCUAGAUCCUGUUCACUGUCGUAUCUGUAAUACCCAGCCCAGUGUCUGAAAUGUGCCAGGUGCUCAGAGAGGCAGUAUAGCAUACAGGCCACAGGAACCAACUUGAAUCAGGCUGACCUGGCCUUGAAUCCUGUCUCCAUCACUGAGGUGCUGUGUGACCUUGGGUGAGUUACUCAACCUCUCCAACCCUCUGUUCCCAGCCCCUCUCCCUGUAAAAGAAAGGUAGUAAUAAUAGUACUUACCUCAUGGGAUUGUUGUGACCCAUUCAGAGGAACAAUUUUAUGUAAAGUACUUUGCAAAUUGCCUGGCACACAGUUGGUGUGCAUUAAAUGGGAGGUAUUCUUAAUACGCUGGUUAUUUGUUGAAGGAAUAAAUGAAUGUCAUAGCCUGUUUUUCCUUCCCUCUCUCGAGAUGAACAAGCAAAAAUAACCUCAUCAGUUUUGGUGUCUGUAAGAUUUUAAUACUUAAUUUCAGGCAAGCAGAGCCAAACACGCACUGGAAAGAGUCCCUUCUCUGUUGGUGUGGGUGCUUCUCAGCAUUUAUGUUGCAGUCAAAUGUUAUAGUUCAGGGUAAAAAGUUUAAGUACAGUUUGAAGAAAAACGAAGCAUAGAAAACAGAUAAGGCCAUCCCUCUCAUUUUGUCAACCUCAUAAUAUUGGUUGCUAAAAUAACCCACUUGUCAAAUCCCUCUGUGCUACUGUGAGAAGUGCUAAUGUUAAGACAUGUUUUCUGAAAAUAACUGAUGAGGUGUCAUGAAUUAAGGGCUUGGGUACAGAAGUGAUGGAGUUCCCUUCUGGGUAGAAUAGCCCAGGAUCAUAAAUUGCCCAGAACAUCUACUGGUUUACCCUUUCUACCUUCCAAAGGAAACUUGUUUCUAGAGAUGGGUUUUUUUAAAAAAGCUUAACAUAGUAGAAAUGCUGCAUGGGAUCCUGAAUUGAAUCCUGAAAAGAAAAAGGACACUAGGGGAAAAACUGGUGACAUCUGAAUAAAGUCUGUAGAUGAGUAAAUAGUAUUGUGCUGAUGUUAGUGUCAUGGUCUUUAUCAAACUUUCAGAGCUAUGUGAGGCAUUAACUUUAGGGAAAGCUGGAUGAGGGGUAUAUGGGAACUCUCUGUACUAUUUUUACAAUUUUUCUGUAAAUCUAAAAUUAUUUCAAAAUAAAAAGUUUUUAAAAAAGAACCUAAAUGUUGUUAGUCUUUUAAAAACUAAACAUACCGAUUGAAAGCUAAUUCUGGAAAAACCAAGUCUGGGCAGGUGUUGAGGCCAGGGCUCCAGGGAGAGAAGAGUGCUUACCCAAAUACUUAGAUAUGUACUAGAUGUUUGACUGACUAAGCACUACCCACAGCAAGGUGACAAGGAGUGUGGGAGGAGCAUGGGUAGCGCAUAGCGAUUCUUUUACAACAAGGAAUUUCUGGCAGCCUUUUGCAAACAGUUCCUUUCAAUAUAAGCUAGUCUAGUUCAAAACACAGCAGCCUGACUUAAAGGGGUUCCAAAUAUAUGUUUUCUUAAGCUCCACCCUUAGAGUUUGGUGGGCUAGGUGUUUGGGAGGAAUGUCCCAUUUUAGUGCUAAGCCUGCAGUGGUAAUUAAGUCCUGAAUGGGAGAAGAGUGGGAAAGAGGCAGGAUCCGGCCCAUUUUAAAGUGCCAGCCUCCUCAACAUCCAGUGCUUCUCUAGUCCCUGAAUCAAAUGAUCUGCAGCGUUAACUCCCAUGUCAGCUGAAAGGCAGGUGUCUCGGUAACCUGGUGUGCCCAGCAUGGCAGUUUAAAGAAUGUGUAUUACUAUAAAAGGUAUUCGUGGAGGGGGAGCAGAAUCUAAAGGGACUAUAGUGCUCUUCAUUCGCUCAGGUUCUUUUAGGGAGCUCUUGUCUGUAUGUUUCCCAUAAUUGUGAUCAGCAUGUGUGCCUGCUCAUUCCUAUUUCACUGUUUUCACCUCGCAUUAUUUUGCAUUCUGGUUCUCACCUGCACAGUGCCCAUAAUUGUCUUCUUUAAUGGCUGUGUAAUGGUAUAUUGUAUCUAAUAGCAUGGUAGUUCUUAAGAUUGGGCUCACUUUCCUGAGCAGAUAGAAAAGGCCUGCUGUCUCUUAGCACCAGGUCUGUUUUAGUUCCUGGAAGUGCUAGUGUGAGCGUGGGAUUGCGUGGGUUUCCUGAGUCGUCAUCGCACAGCACUGUUUGAGUGCUUUGUUAACAUUGCUCCGCCCACCACCCAACAGCGGAGCCUCUUAGGCUCCCUGGACUUGGGCCGGGCACUUCAUAGGCACAGGGGCAGAAGUACAAGCCCCGACUCCCACAACCCUCAACCCUCAGCUGAUACUUCCUUCAUGCCAACCGCAGGAAGUUCCUACUGCUUUUGGCUCGCCUGGGAUAACAGCUCCACCUGUGUUUCCCACAGAAAUUGAUCUGUGAGAAAUGGCAAGGGGAGUGGGAGGAUGGAUUAUUGUAGCUAAAGGAAUACGCACAGGUCAGGGUGCCGUGGCUGUGUUCUUUCAGGCACCUGUAAAAGUGAAGUGGGUGUGAGGGGAUGAUUUCAAGUCCUGGAAAGCUGGACAGUAGCUUUCAUUGUCUACACCCCUUUCUGUCAGAAAUCGAAGUUUUGGUCAUCCCAUAAAGGGCUUAUAGGGGUGAGUGACAGAGCAGUGAGCUCAGGCUUGACCCGUACCCCACCCAUGGAUAAUGGCAUUUUAUAGUUAAGAAUGCUGGUUGGCAGGAUUCUCCUGAGAAGAGUGGUGGUGUGUUCAAGGCACUUGGUUAAAUCUCACCCGUAGCAACUGCCUUGAAAACAAGUGAUUCUAAUAGGACACACUAAUUGGAACAAAGGGUGAUACUCAAAACAUAAAUGGUAUGGCCCAAGCACCAAACACUCACAUCUUCAGGGGAUUUUUAGCUAGGUUAGCUACAACUGGUUUCCAGUCCCCAAGCCCACCUUAUCACUCUUCUUCCCUAACCCUUACUGCGUACAAACUGUAUGACCUGUGUUCUGCAGGUCAUUCUGGUUACCAGCCCUGCUGACACAAUACUACUGGUGGGUAGAAACAACAUAAGCAUGAAGAGUGGUAAUAUAUUUCAGGGGUUGAAAACCAUUCAGAGCAGAGGGAUCCCCCUACCUCUGCGUAUUGAAUUCUCUAGUCAGGAAGCCCAGGCCUGUCUUGCAAGACCAAAUGGACAAGUACCCAGGGCCAAGUGGGGCUUGUUGAAUGCUGAGCCAGGGGCACACGUGUUCAGAGCACCUCUGACGGGAGCUAGGCUUAAAAAGUCCUGGAGGAGGCUGUCCAAGGCCUUGACAACAAAAGGAGAGAAACUCCAAGGCAGUCACUGGCUUGAAAGGAAAUUUGCCCUCUAGGCUCAAAAACUACCCUUAAUCUUGGUCUCUGGGCUGCCUUGCUAAGGUAUAGAUCUGUAAGAUCUCUCUGGCAGAUUGAAUAUUCUCAAAGACAAGGAUAUGGGAGCUGUGGUUGGCAGUGGUCGUACCUACCCUAGAGUCUGUAUUCUCUCUGUACUUUAGAAUCCAAGACCUCUCUCUCUCUGGGUUGUUCUUUGUAGAAAAAAGUGUACCUGUCCCCCAAGGGGGGAGGGGUGUAGCUGUCUUAUGAUCUAAGCUCCUCCCCUAGUUAUAGUAAUAGUAGCUAACAUUUAAUGAGUUACUUCUUAUGUGCCAGGCACUCUGCUAAGCAUUUUUAUAUGGAUGGUCCCCUUUGAGCCUCACAUCAAGCCUAUGAGGUACGUACUCAUAUUCUUGUCUUCACUGGGGGAAAUUGCCAGGUCACCCAGCUUGGUAAGAGGUUUGGAAAGUACAGUAACAGUCUGCAGCAACAAAAUUAAGAUUCAGUCAAAAAUAAAUUAGGGUAUUCUGGCUGUAGUUGGGAGAUAUUCUUUAAAUAACUCCUUGUGAUGGACAGAUUCUAUGUAGGAAAAUUUGGUCGACACCCAGGAAUACAUACCUAGUACAAAGGGAAGGGCGCCAGCAUACUGGACUUGAAUUUUGUCAGAGCUGUUUCAACCUAAAUUCUCCACCCUGCCCACAUUCAUAGGGAACACCCCCACCCCCUUCUGGCCACACUUUCCCUUCCCUGUUGACUGAGAAAGUAUGCCUGCCUCAUAAACACACAUGCCAUACCGAGAACUGUGGGUAUUCCGAUUUUCUUGAGAAACUUGAUUUGUUGAAUCACAUCUCCUGCCUGAUAAAACUCUUCUUCAGCAGAGACAUUUGCUGCAUCCUGAGGUGAGAAUGAUUAUCAGCAGAAUUCUCCAGUGAUGUGUAUCAGACAAAUUGGAAGAGAGUAGGUGGAUCAGCAAUGGCCAGAGAAGACUCAGGGAGGAUGUGGUAUUUUUGGACAGAGAAGACAGAGCACUGGCUCAGGCACACAGGAUGUCUGGAUUUUAGGAGCAGCUCUACUGGUGAUCAGCUGCACAAUCUUGGGCAAGCCACUUAACCUCUCUGUACCCCAAGUUCCUCAUCUGUUUAACUGGGGUUGGACUAAAGGCUCUGUAAGGUUCCUUCCAGCUCCACGAUCAAUAAGCUGAGCCUCAGUCAGAAUCCUGUCAAAAGACCCGCAAGGUGUCUGGGUGGUUUCCUUGGAGACAAAGCCAUAUGCAAUGCAUAAUAGCAAGUAAUGCAGCCUUAGAAAGUCUCAGACCCUCCAGAUGGGGUUGUAAGACUGGAAACAACUAUGGGCUAGUUGGCUUGCACUGCCUGGUGAGACCCUAUGGGGUAGGAGUUAGGAGCAUGAGUUUAGGAGUUGGGCCUUCGUUUGAAAACCAGCUCUGCCACUUUCUAGUGGGUACUCUGGGACCCUGGGAUGAAUGAUUUGACCUCUCUGAACACCAGUUUCUGCCUCUGUUAAGACGAUGCUAAUAGAACUGACCUCAGAGGCUUGUGCAGAUGAAAGGCAAUAAUGUAUGUAAAGCACUUAGUCCAGCACCUGACAAAAUGGAAGUGCUCAGUUGUCCGUGCCUGUUACUACAAUUGGUGUGCUUAUUGCUAUCCAUGUCAUUCUCCCGGUAUGGGCCUGGCUAAGCUUCACCGUUUUUCCUGAAUAUAGCUUUCUCUUCCUGGAUGGAGGCCGAGUAAAGCACAGGUAGUUCUUUCCGGUCUAAAGUAGCUCUAGAGCCAGAUCUGGAUUCAGUUCCUUGCUCUGCUUCUUACAAGGUGUGGGACCAUGGGCAAGUUAUUUAACCUCUCAGCCCUUUUAGUUUCCCCAUCUGUAAAAUGCAGGCAGGUCUACUGCCUCCCCUCAAGAGCUGUUGUGAAUAAGAUAAUGAAUGUGAAGAACUCAGUGCUGGGCCCGACAUCCAGAAGGCACUCAGUAAAUGGUGGCUGUGGUACCUGGUGAUAGUAGUAGUCAUAGUGAUGGUCAAUGACUACCACCACUACCACUACCCGCCUUGAGGUGGAGGGUUGAGCGCGUUCAAGUGUGUACAGCUUUUGCAUACCUAACCACAGUGUGAGGAGAGACAGCAAUUGCUAUUCCUGAAGGGACAGCAAAGGGAUUGUUGCCAGGCUCCACAGCUAGUGGCUGGGAAUUUAAAAGCGAGUUGUUCUUGGAGGCGUGACUGAAAAUGAGUCAGCAGAGCAUAAUUCUCAUCAGAAAACUUCAGUUUAUUUCUGUCAGUCCUCUUACACUGAAGAAACUUAAGGGGUGGGGAAUGUAAUUCUAAACUGUCCCUGUACUUCUAAGGCUUAAUUGCAGUUGGUCACCCACGGCAUGUUGUUCACAGGCUUCGUUAGGACCAUCUGGGUGCAAAGAUGGGAAGUCUGUGUUCUUUGACAAGGUCGUCUUCAUUCUCAAAUGGAUGCCACCUAGCUUUUCUUGAGCCUCUCGGUGGGUAUAAGAUUCAUUUGACAGCUCGAAUGUAGAUGUACAGGAACAAUGGGAGUUCUGAGAGAUGUGAUGUUAGAGUAAGUGUCAUUGUAGGGGACUGCAGAGGUAUUAACAAGUAUAAACUGAAAAACUAAAUAGUCCUGAUGGUUCUGGAGAUGAACCCAUUCACUGAGGGAGGGAUUUUAGUGUUUCUUUUGACUUCCCUCCAUUUUUCUCUUUAGUACUCUGUUAAAAGUCGGAGAGAAAGAAAACAGCCAGUCAGUGCAAGCGAAGCUAUGUGCCAGGUUUCCUGUCCUCAGACCACUCCAGGGCGGGAGGGUGGUGGCCACUUUCCAAGGGGAUGUAUCCUGCACCCCACUAAGCACCCCCACCCAGCUGUGGCCUCAGACUUUUUCUCACUCUUGCUCUCUCCCUUCUACCCUGGGUUUAAGGACUACGAACCACAGGAUCCAAAGGUUUCUCCACAAGGAUUGUCCAGUAACAUCUCUUCUGUGUCCCACGUAUCCAUUCUCUUUUUUGCCCUGGGUUCUGAGGUUAUAGAAAUGAAAAUGGAUUUCAAUUUUGAACAAAGAUUUAGUAGUAGUUUCUGACUACAUCUAGAAAAACACUUGCUUCACUCUUCUACCAAAUUCCAGGCUCUCAGCUCUCACCCUCACCCCUCAUUCCUGGAGCAGUGCUUUUCUCCUUCUCAGUGCCCCAGGCCAAGGCCGGCCCCUGACCCCCCCCACCCCUGCCCCCUGCCCUCUGCCCUCCGGCCACACAGUUAGAACAACCAAAGGCUCUGGGGUAGCCAGAAGGGCCAGAUCCCUGGGAGAUUAGAGGGGAGAUAAUAUUGAUGGUUGACCAUCAUGGAGACUGGGGUCCCAAGCAACACUGAGAGGGAGUAGCCAUUAACUACAUUGGGCCUUUAAGUCCUCAUAGCUUGUUAGAAAAUGCCUUUAUUUUAUUCGGAGAAAUCGUACAUGCUUAUUAUAAAAACGAAAAUUUCCAGUAAAACAAAAAUCCAAAGAAAGUCACCUAGGCGUUUUACUUCUCAAAAUCACCUCUUAUCUCACCCCCAGAGAAAACCACUGCUGAUGUUCUGGUGAUUUCCCUCCAGAUAUUCUAUGCACGUAUAGCCAUCAUACUGUAAAUGCUACACGCUGACUUGCCAUUUUCCCUAACAAAGCAUCAGAUGGUGGAAAGCUUUCCAUGUCAGUAAAUAUGAGUCAACUUUAGCCUUUUAGUGUCUGCAUAGCAUUCCGCUGUGUGGAUGGAUCAUAAUUUAUUAGCCCAUUCCCCACGGUUAGACAUGAGCUUGUUUCCAGCUUUUAGCUGUUGUACACAAUGUUGUGCUAGAACAAUGACAAACAUACUUUUUUGGGUCUUUGUGUAAUUAUGGAUACAGUUCAAGAAAAUGAGAUGAUUGGUUCACAGGGUUUCCACAUUUUAAAAGUUAUUGAUAAAUAUAUUGAGAGAGGGAGAGCAAGAGAGAGACAGAUGACCAAAGUAUUUUCCAUAAAGGUUGUACCAAUUUUUACUUCCACCAUUGGAAAUCAUAUCCUUUAAGACAACCCUAUAGCCAUCCAAAGAAAGAUCUGGUGUCAGCCAGUGCUGGGGCGUCAUCCUAGGCUACCAAAUGGUGGUCCCCAAGCACUCUCCCUGCACUUGAUCCAUUUCUCCUCCUGACCAGCAACCACAGUAUGAGAAAAGAGUUUCAGACUAAAAAUAGGAAUACUGUGCUACAAAUUUUGAGGCAAGGCCUGUAUGUCUUUUCUUCUCUGACUAACUACUGAUGAAGCAUUACCUUUAAAAAGAUGAUUCUCAACACAUGGAGCUGGGGUCUGCAAGUCAUCACUCGGAUUGCAGUGAGGCUCAGUAGCGUUAGUGUUCCAAGCCAUAUUACCCACAGAACAUUCAUCUUCCUCCAUGGGUUCAUCUAAAGCAAAUGUUACUGAUAGAUUCCUUUUAGACCUUAAUCUUAAACCUUCUUUCUGUACAACAAAAAGAUGGAGAAAAAAAGUCAGCUGGUGCCUGAGAGUUCAGGGAGUGGUCUCUGGGGCAGUAACAUUUAAAGAACCAUUUACCAGUAGGACUGGCUUCAGGGGCCUAGCUUCCAUUGGGCAUUGUCCUUGAUGCUGCCUUUUUUCUAUGGGCAUUCCCAUCCUGGUAGUGAAGCUAAGGAAGAUAGGAAGAACAAACAAGUGAAAACACCUCAAGCGUCUUAAUUGAAUGCCACUCUUGCCCCCCUCCCUGCCAUAUGCCUUUGGACAAUGAGAAGGACCACAGAGCAAGGACAUUUAGGCUUUUUGCUUCUCAGAACCUUGAUCACCUCAGUUUUCUUUUUCUUCUUCUUCUUCCCAUUACCGUUCUCUCAUCUUUCCUUAUUACUGGGAGAAUCAGAGAACUGGAAGAGGAGAGUGUGGGGUAGCUUUAAGACAUUCAUCUGUACAGUAUUGCCAGGAAGCUCCUUAAGGGGCUCAUGCUCCUUUUCUCCUCCAUGUGGCAAAUCAGGGAAGAGAAUCCCCAUUUUAGGGAAGCUCCAGUGCUGAUAGGUGGCUUUACCUUUAUACGACUCAUGCCACUAACGUGACCACUCAAGUUGUGGUGGUGGGUGGGGAAGGUGUCCCUAACAGAGCUGGAAUGUUCCUGGUCACUGCUCUAGCCCCUUUUGGCCCAGCAGAUCUUGAGGGACUUGCUCAGCACUGCAUGGAAUCCAAGCACUUCCCAGAACUCCCUGCACAUGUUGAAGAUCGACUUCUGCAUCUAUUCUUACCAGUACCUAAUAGAGGCAGCUCAGUACCUGUCUGAUGAGCAUCUUCUCUGAGAGCCUCUGGUGCCCUUGGAGGUUGGGAUGUCCAGGGUGAAUGGCAGUCGGUGAGUACACAGGUCUCCAUAUUUAUCCCCAGUGGCAGCUAACAGCCAGCGCAGCCCUUUAAUUAUGGGCUGAUGGUUCUUGCCUUGGGCUUCUUUGAUGGCUGAACAGGGUUCCUGUGACAAAAAGAGAUGAGAAGGCUCCAACCCAGGAGGAUGGGAUCUCUGGGGCCCACAGGUCCAAUCACUUUCAGCCAAAAGGCAGAGGUACACGUAAGCUCUGCUGUGCCUAGAGAGGCUCUAAGUCUUCCUGGGGGACACUCAGCAUUUACUCCUGAGAAGGUAAAUGAGAGAUAUGAAAGCUAAGGUCCUUUAAUGAAGUGGUUCUGGUAUAAUGUCUUGGACGUAUGACCUUGGGUAAGUCACUCAGAAUCUCUGAGUCUUAGCUUUCCUAUCCAUAAAAUGAGGAUAUUCAAACUCUAACUUUACAGAGCUGUUUUGAAGGCCUAAUGAGAAAAACAUAUGUGAAAGCACUGUAACGUGAUAUUUAUGGUCACCAAAUUAGAAGUCAUCACUAUAGAUGUUGCCUGGUAGGAAGAGGCUUUGCCUGAGACCCAGCAUUAUGGGGCUCGAUUAUGGAAUGGGCCAAGGGAGGCAUCAGCUGGGCUCAAGAGGGUGAGGGAGGGGUUGACGCUUACCACUCGGCAGCAGGACUUGCUCUCGUUCACCAGCCUUUCCAGGAGUAGGCAUUUGAUAAUUUCUCUAGGUAGGAGGGCAUACUGCUUGUCUUGUUUAUUUGCCAGGCUACAGCAGGGCAUAGGGGAGGGGAGGGAGGAAGGACAGAUGAUUGAAAUAGAAAUAGAGGCCAUGGGCAAGGCAAGAAGGGAAAGGGGGAGAACCAAUUCUGGUACAGUUGCUGCAUAUCCAGGAACUAGCCUUAAAGACCUACCCAAUGAGAUGAGCCAGACAUGUUUCUAGCCAAUUUUCAGUGGAGGAAAGAAGACCACAAAUAAUUUGAAUCCAAGAUAACCCCAGGCCUCAUUUCUCACAUCCUCUACGCUGUGCCAUCGGACUUUAAUUAGAAUUGCUGACUGGGAUAUGAACCCAUUUGGAGUUUUUACAUCCUCUCCCAAACUCUGUUUUUGCUUGAGUUGGGGGUGCUAAUGAGGAACAAAAAAGGCAAAAAGAGAGUGGGUGAGGGGCGAGGCUUGACAGGCCACCUGAAUUAUUACCCUAGAAUAAGUGCUAGUUACAUGACUCUUGGGCAGUCUGCCAAGGGAGGAGCCCAUUGGCACUGAUUAUACAAAAUAGGGGUUGUUUUCUGUCACCGUCUCAGGGUCAGAGACUGAAGCCAGGAAAGAGAAGCAAAUUCAGGAAGGCAGUCUUCCGGGGAGUUGAAGGAUGGAGGUGGAAGAUCCAGAUAUUCUCCAUUUCCCUUUGAUGCUUAGCAUCAAAAUUACCUUUGCACAAUCAGGUAAUAUGUUCCCCCCAUGGCAGGAUGUGGGAGAAAGUGGCUCUUGUAAAUAGCCCCAGAGGGUGGGGCCAUCCCCUGUCACUGAGCCAGGGGAAGAGGAAGCCUAGCUGGCUGUGACAAAGGGACCACCCAGCCCUUCUUCUGUCUACUUCUGUUGUACAGGCGCAAAAUGGGAAGGAAGGAGAAAUUGGGCACAAGGGCCGAGUCUUACACUAGGAUGGGUUUCCCUGCCACUCUUUGAUCAGACAGCAGACACGUUAAGAUCAUCUUCGCUUCUUGCAUGCGUCCAAAGUCACUGGAAUCCAGGACAAACACAAGCCCGUGUGCCUGUGCAUAGUAGUUGGACCAGAUUUCCCGGCCUUGCAUGCCUCCGUCCAGGUCAUAGAUGGAAACUUCAUAUUCAUCCAGCAGGAGUGUAGUCAGUUCAGGUGCCACAAAAUUAUCCAUCCUACUGGGAAGUACUAUGCAUAGGGGAAGAGAGGAGAAGUAACCACAAAGCAGGGGUGUAGUGUCAGACGAAAGACCGUGUUAAACAACGAUCUGAACCUUGAUGAAAGGAACCUUGACUGCCCUGAGAAUCCUACUGAGGCAUCCUGCCAUCCUGCUCACACUCAGUGAUUCAACUUCCUGAACCGGCACUUGGCCAUGCUACCCUCUCCUGGCUCAGUAGCCUUCGGCCUUACCUGUACAGAAGCUUCUAGACUCUCCACUUUCCUUUGACAGUCAGCCGCCUGAAACAACUGUCAAGGUGGACGGACCUUCAAGUCUUGAAGGCAGAGAAGGAAAAAAAAAUGGAAGACCCAUGGUAGCCACUGACAUACUUGUGAGACAAGGUUGAACCAGGAAAUUGCCAGACUCUUCUUUCUGCUUUCAGAAAUGAAGCCCUUCCUAAGUUUGUUCACUUAGGUUCUGUGAGAUGGUUGAAAAAAAUGGGUUUGUGACAUGCUUGGUUAAGGUUCUUUUCUUUAUGUUCUGUACAGGUGAAUACAUAUUUUCUCUACCAUC